Molecule: messenger RNA, 1008 nt
Organism: Hermetia illucens (black soldier fly)
Lineage: Eukaryota; Metazoa; Arthropoda; Insecta; Diptera; Stratiomyidae
Gene: mRpL2
Product: 39S ribosomal protein L2, mitochondrial
Exons: 3
Coding region: 69-947 (292 amino acids)
Biological process (GO): cytoplasmic translation
Cellular component (GO): ribosome
Molecular function (GO): RNA binding; structural constituent of ribosome
Source: RefSeq, a predicted model, not a curated record
AGACGUCAAAUGGUUUGACACACAAUUAACCUUAAAGUUGCAAAAUCUCCAACUCCUGCUGCCUCGAGAUGUUUGCUCCGAGGCAGAUUUUUCAGUGCUUAUUUAAUCAAAAAAACCUAGUCAGGUUGAGCGUGAUUUCUGUACGAAAUGCACGUUUAUUGCCUGAGAAACCCAAACCAGGUUUAGGUGUUUCCUAUCGCCGCAUCGUCCACUACCCCGAGGAAUACACAGUGGAACCUUUGAAAACAACUCAUCUGGCCGGACGAGAUCCUGUUACGGGCAAAGUGGUAGCUAAAGGUAUCGGAGGUGGUGUCAAGCAUAAAUACCACUGGAUAAAGUGGAUCCGAGAUGGGCCGACCGAGGGGCCGCCACAAGUGGAAAAGGUCAUUGACGUGCUCUUCGAUGGAUGCAGAACUGCGAAAAUCGCUUUGGUUGCGGUCGGCGAUGAGCUCAAGUACAUCCUUGCCACGGAGAACAUGAAACCUGGCGAUUUAAUCAAAACUUCGAGGGUUAUUCCACGAAUACCUGUCCGACCGAGCGAAGGAGACGCGUACCCGUUGGGUGCAUUACCGAACGGAACUAGGAUCCAUUGUCUCGAGAAGAAUCCUGGCUAUCCAUGCCACUUAAUCCAUGCGGCUGGAACCUUUGGAACGAUUUUACGACGAUUCGAUGACAAAGUCGUUGUGCAGUUGCCUUCGAAGAAAGAAUUUGCUUUCGACAAAACGUGUAUGGCUACAGUGGGUCGCGUUUCAAACAUCGAGCACGCAAAAACUCCAGUUGGUAGCCCCCAGAAGAUGAGAGAACUCGGCAAUCGUCCGCGGUCUGGUCUGUGGCACCGAAAAGAAGGAAAGCACGGACGGAAGAUUCGAAGGCUUCCGCCAAUGACGGACAUUGCUCCACCGCCAAAGCCGAAGCCGGAACCAAUUAAAUUCACUUUAAAUUUGUAAUUAGGAUAUGUUGAAUAUUGUAAAAAGUUGUCCGUAAAAUAAAAUAUCGAAAAUGGAUAAA